CUUCCCUGAGAUGAUUCUGCAGCCAGAGAAAAGUGAAUGUUUCUUUGUCGGGGAGGGAAAAAUAGGUCAAGAAGCAGAAGGAACUGGAAGGGGAUUAAAAGGCACAGAAGAACAGUGUGAGCUGUACUUUGACAGCAGACUUAAGGCUGGUGCAGAGCGUUCAGAAGAAAUAAAAGUCCACGCACCCAGCACAUGGGUGGCUUCGACAAGAGAUGACGAAGAUGGGGCUGCAGAAGAGCUGACUGGUGAGGCAAAGCAGUUGCCCCAGAAGUGGCCUGAAGAUACCUCUGCCAAGCAGGAAGCAGCAGGGAGCUGUGUCCCAGUCCCACUGUGGGAAGAGCUGCAGCAUUGGUGCAUGGAGGGUCCGGGGAGCGGACGAGAGCUCAGCAGCUGCAUGAGGCAAGAGCCCUUGGUGCAUGGACUGGUGGAGCUGAUGGGACCUCAGUGGCUGCACAAGGCAGCACAGGUCCCUAACCCUGCGCAAGGCAGGAGCCCCUUCGGUCCACAGGGCCAAGAGACAGUUGAUGGGCCUGGUGGCUGCAUGAGGCUGCAGCAAGUGACAACUGAAUGGGUUGAUCACCCUAGUAAGGAAGGAUGCCCUGCAGCCAACCCAGAGAGAGACAAGCCUAGCCCACCAAAGUUGCUGGGAGUCAUGAGUCACCCAUGAAGGAGAUUGCAGUUCCCAGGAGAGGAAGAAAAGGGGAUUUCCACAGGGCAAUAGGAGCCCUCUCCAUUCAGGUGAUUAAAGGGAAGCCCCUAAUGGGGUGGGGGGUGACCCACCUUUGGUGUAGAGAGGAAUUAAGGGCUCCUGUUUGUUAAGGGUGGUUUCAUGGUUAUGGGACCCCUCCUAGUCAUGUGAACUAAGAAAACACCAUCACCCUCCCCUAAGGUACUGGGUUCUUUCUCCUGGUAUCGUUUCUUCUAUGGGCACAGUUACUGUGCCAUUGCUGUGUUCUGGUUCCUUGUAUUGUUGGGACUUUCACUGUAAGUCUGCAUCCUUAUUGAUGUAUUAUGAGAGGAUUGUAAGCUGCUUUAUGUAGCCUGCUAGUGCAACCCUGACUCAAUACCUGAAUUCAUUGUAUUGGUUAUCUUUAUGCAUUACAUCUUAUUUGAGGUAAUCUCACUUAUGUAUGUUCAGUUAUUGUUCCAUCACUGCUAGAUCUUCAUUUGUUGACUUACUGUCUAACCUGUGUUUUAUCAUCGAGUGUUCCCUUGCCUGCUGCCUGGAAGGUCCUGCUGAGGGCAGGGGCUGCACACUAACUGGAAGGCCACAGAGUGUCAAAGCCUGUGCUAAUAUAGUGCCUUUGUCAGCCAUAUCUGGCUGAGAUUGCCUGAGUUAAGGGUUAAUAAGAGUUAGUGUCUUUGUAAACCUAUAUUUGUAAAUAAUAUACAAGUUUGUAAGUUUGUAUUCUAUAAUAUUGUACAAUUAAACCUGU
Molecule: messenger RNA, 1436 nt
Organism: Alligator mississippiensis (American alligator)
Lineage: Eukaryota; Metazoa; Chordata; Crocodylia; Alligatoridae
Exons: 2
Coding region: 11-667 (218 amino acids)
Source: RefSeq, a predicted model, not a curated record